GAGCUCUGGGCCCAAGGCAGCAUGGAUUACGGAACAGCUUCUUUUGCAGUCCAUCGUCUAUUACCCACGUUCACGUUAGCCGCCUCCAACCCAUCGUCAACAUCAUCCAUCCACAUCCAGCCGCCGUGACCGCAAGCGCCACCACAACAACUCUGUGGCGAUCGCAGGCCCCAACUUGCCCUUCGCAUCUUGCGACAUCCAGCGAAAUUCGUGCGGCUAUCCAGCAAUCCUUCGGCGUCCUGCCCCGUCGUCAUCAUGCCUUCCGCCACGGGUCAAAACUGGGAGAAGUACAGGAAAAAUUUCGCGGACGACGAGAUAGAGGAGAAGAAGAUCACACCAUUAUCAGAUGAGGAUAUUCAAGUUCUCAAGACAUAUGGUGCCGCGCCCUAUGGAGCCGCCAUCAAGAAGCUCGAACAGCAGAUAAAGGAGAAGCAGCAGAGCGUAGAUGAGAAGAUCGGCGUGAAAGAGUCAGACACCGGACUCGCACCGCCGCACCUCUGGGACGUUGCCGCUGAUCGCCAACGGAUGUCGGAAGAGCAACCGCUUCAGGUAGCGCGGUGCACCAAGAUCAUCCCGGACGAGAAGGACGAGUCCAAGAGCAAGUAUGUCAUCAACGUCAAGCAAAUCGCCAAGUUUGUCGUCCAGCUCGGCGAUCGCGUCAGUCCGACAGAUAUCGAGGAGGGGAUGCGCGUCGGUGUCGAUCGGAACAAGUACCAGAUCCUCCUCCCGCUCCCACCCAAGAUCGACGCGAGCGUGACCAUGAUGACGGUCGAGGAGAAGCCCGACGUCACGUACGGCGACGUGGGCGGCUGCAAGGAGCAAGUGGAGAAGCUGCGCGAGGUCGUCGAGAUGCCGCUGCUGUCGCCCGAGCGCUUCAGCAACCUGGGCAUUGAUCCCCCGAAGGGCGCGCUGCUCUACGGCCCUCCUGGUACCGGCAAGACCCUCUGCGCACGCGCCGUGGCCAACCGGACAGACGCCACCUUCAUCCGCGUCAUCGGCAGCGAGCUUGUCCAGAAGUACGUGGGCGAGGGCGCGAGGAUGGUCCGCGAGCUCUUCGAGAUGGCCCGGACCAAGAAGGCCUGCAUCAUCUUCUUCGACGAGAUCGACGCUAUCGGUGGCGCCCGCUUCGACGAUGGCGCAGGAGGCGACAACGAGGUGCAGAGGACGAUGUUGGAGCUCAUCACGCAGCUGGAUGGCUUCGACGCGCGCGGCAAUAUCAAGGUCAUGUUCGCGACGAACCGGCCGUCGACGCUCGAUCCUGCCCUUAUGAGGCCGGGUCGUAUCGACCGCAAGAUCGAGUUCUCCCUGCCCGACCUCGAGGGCCGCGCCAACAUCUUGCGCAUCCACGCCAAGAGCAUGUCGGUCGAGCGCGACAUCCGGUGGGAGCUCAUCUCGCGACUGUGCCCGAACGCCACCGGCGCCGAGCUGCGCAGCGUGUGCACCGAGGCCGGCAUGUUCGCCAUCCGCGCGCGGAGGAAGGUGGCGACCGAGAAGGACUUCCUGAGCGCCGUCGACAAGGUCAUCAAAGGCAAUCUGAAGUUCAACUCGACUGCUGCGUACGCGCAGUACAACUAGAGCCGGUUUCGUUUCUCAUGCAUGUACGAAUAGAGCCUCAUCCAUUGCAAGCUGGCAGCAGUCCCAAUGAUGGUAAAUACGCGGAAGCAUGAGAACGACUGCAAGCGCGGUGGAUUUGUUGAUCAAUUGCUGUCUGCUACAUGCAAACCCGUGAUAAUUCCUGCUAGACACUCCCUAUCGCUCGCUCUGUUCGCCAAACCGUUGGCGAUUUCGUUAAUGCCCGACAAGAUGUGCCCUGGCUAAGAUUAUGCACAGCUGCUAGUGCUGCCUCAACGGUACGCUUUCGCCGUGACGUCUCUGAAUGCUUGCCCGGCCUCUGAUCAACACCAUCUCUAUGUCGAACUGCAUGCCAAAAUAAACAUAAGCCCCCCUGUAGUGACGACCAGCUAUGCAUGGCUACCCCAUAUUUGCUUAUCCGCUAACAGGGUUGGUCAAUACUGUGUAAGACCGAGGGAGCUGCAUAGCUACCGACA
This is a messenger RNA of Thermothielavioides terrestris NRRL 8126, 2048 nucleotides long. RefSeq lists its product as uncharacterized. The record is from RefSeq and is a predicted model, not a curated record. Gene Ontology annotation, molecular function: proteasome-activating activity; ATP binding; ATP hydrolysis activity. Lineage: Eukaryota; Fungi; Ascomycota; Sordariomycetes; Sordariales; Chaetomiaceae. Bases 256 to 1575 code for a protein of 439 amino acids. Gene Ontology annotation, cellular component: proteasome regulatory particle, base subcomplex. Gene Ontology annotation, biological process: proteasome-mediated ubiquitin-dependent protein catabolic process. The transcript is spliced from 4 exons.